Molecule: messenger RNA, 1557 nt
Organism: Fusarium coffeatum
Lineage: Eukaryota; Fungi; Ascomycota; Sordariomycetes; Hypocreales; Nectriaceae
Exons: 4
Coding region: 1-1557 (518 amino acids)
Biological process (GO): transmembrane transport
Cellular component (GO): membrane
Molecular function (GO): transmembrane transporter activity
Source: RefSeq, a predicted model, not a curated record
AUGGCUCAACGAAGCUCCAUUUCCAAGAGCGACGUCGAAGUCGCCGACCACAAGCCUUCUCACCUCGAAAACAGCAACGAAGCAAUCGAGAUCGGCGGUUUCCGCGUCUUUGGUCUAGACCCUGACGAUGCCGACUUCUACAAUAGCUACACUGAGGAGCAGCGGAAGAAGGUCUUCCGAAAGGUUGACGUGCGACUUGUUCCAAUGCUUGCGUUGCUGUACUUGAUUUGCCACAUUGAUCGUGCCAAUAUUGGUAACGCAAAGAUUGAGGGCAUGGUUGAGGACUUGGGCAUGACUGGUGUCCAGUACAACACCAUCUUGUCCAUCUUCUUUGUCCCUUACGUCCUCCUCGAAGUUCCCAGUAACAUCUUGCUCAAGAAGUUCAAGCGACCCUCCAUGUACCUUGGCAUUCUCACUGUUUGCUGGGGUAUUGUCAUGACCUGCACCGGACUUGUACAAAACUUUGGUGGUCUGAUGGCUACACGAGUUCUCCUCGGUAUCUUCGAAGCCGGCUUCUUCCCCGGUGCCAUCUACCUCUGCAGUUACUGGUACAUGCCCAAGGAUCUGUCUACCCGAAUCUCAUACUUCUACUGCGCCAGUGCCUUGUCAGGUGCCUUCUCUGGUCUUCUCGCUGCCGGUAUCGCUGAGAUGGACGGUGUCGCAGGCCUUGAGGGUUGGCGAUGGAUCUUCCUUCUUGAGGGCAUUGUUACCGUUGUUCUCGGUGUCGCAUGCUUCUUCUUCCUCAUCGACACACCUGCACUGUCUUCGCGCUGGUUGGAGCCCGAGGAGAUUCGAUUCCUUGAGCUUUCCAUGUUCAUCAAGCAGGGUGGUGGUUUCCAAGAGGAAAGCACCGUCCGCUGGAAGGAUAUCAAGAUGGUGCUUACCAACUGGCGUGUCUAUGUCCAGGCCUACUUUCUUCUGUGCCAAUCUGCUCUCUCUUACGGUACCAAGUUUACUCUGCCAUCCAUCACAAAGGCCAUGGGCUUCAGCAACACCAACGCUCAGCUUACCUCUGCUCCCCCAUACGUCGCCGCUGCCAUCUCUGCCAUUUGCUUCGCCAAGGUCUCCGAUCGUUUCUUCUGGCGCAUGCCUUUCGUCGCUAUUCCCAUGAUCAUCGUCACAAUCGCAUACUCAGUCAUCAUCUCUCUCAAGGGUGAACUCGAGUCCAAGAAGGGUGUCGCCUACUUCGCCGUCGUGCUCGCCGUCGUUGGUAUUUACCCGAUCCAGGCCGCAGCCGCUUCAUGGAACGCCAACAAUAUCGCGCCUUCAUCUCGACGAGCCAUUGGUAUCGCGCUGAUGAACUGUGUCGGAAACGUCGGUGGUAUCGUUGGUAGUUUCAUGUACCUCGAGAGUGAGAAGCCCAAGUACUACACUGGUUUCGGUCUCAGUUUGGCCUUUGGAGCAACUGGUCUUAUGGUUGCCUUGCUCCUGGAGAUGAGCUAUAAGCAUGCCAAUGCUCGUAAGGCUAAGAUUGCGGAUGAGGCUAAGAGAAAGUACACCGAGGAGGAGUUGUUUGAGAUGGGUGACAGAUCCCCAUUGUUCAAGCACGUCCUGUAA